This is a messenger RNA of Vicia faba (fava bean), 564 nucleotides long. The record is from the annotation of a GenBank genome assembly. Lineage: Eukaryota; Viridiplantae; Streptophyta; Magnoliopsida; Fabales; Fabaceae.
AUGGCUUCUUUACAUGUUUCAUCUGUUCUUUCUUCUUCAGAAACAAUCAUCAAAUCCUCUUUCCAUGUCCCAAAACUCCCUAAAAUCAUUUCCAUAGCUCCGAAGAACAAGGCCAAAAUAGAAAUGCAUCAAAACAUUGCCCAACAACGCGACAACUGGAACACCCUUCUAUUAAACUCCAUCAACAUGAUCACUCUCACCGCCUCCGCCAUGGGCAGGUAUCGCAGCCAUAAGCGGCUCCGGCGCCUCCCUUUUAGCCCUCAAACUAUCUUCCGCACUUUGUUCUCCGCUUCAACUGGUAUGUUAGUCAUCAUGAACAAAAUCCAACCUUCACAACUAGCUGAGGAGCAAAGAAAUGCAACAAGAUUAUUCAAACAGCUUAAGUCCCACAUCGAAACCACAAUCGCAUUAGGCAAUCCCGACAGACAAGUAUAUAAAGAUACAAUCAACAAAGUUUUAGCACUUGACAGAGCUUAUCCACUUCCUUUGUUGGGUGUCAUGAUUGAAAAAUUUCCUCAGAAAUAUGAACCUGCAAAUUGGUGGCCCUGCAAAAAACUCACCUAG